CAGUCACAAGGAAAAUAUGGAAGUUAAGAAGGAGAAAGUGGGAUGACAGUUGAACAAAAAUACGGAAUUUCGUGACUAAUUUGUGAAAGACAUUUAUUAUUUUAUAUGAAUUACAAUUAUUCCAACAGUUAUAUGUGUGUCCAAAAAUAAAUCGAAUGGCUUACAAUUCGGACAAUGAUAUAGCUGGCCAGUACAGCGUGUCAUUCCCCCAGGGCUUUGACUAUGGGCCCGAGGAAGGAGAAGGGGACCCUGCGGGCGGAGCCCAGGACCAGAAGCCCAAAAUCCUGGUCAUGGGACUUAGAAGGAGUGGAAAGACCUCUAUUCAGAAAGUCGUGUUCCACAAGGUGUCACCCAAUGAAACCCUGUUUCUUGAAAGCACCAACAAAAUUGUUAAAGAAGACGUGACUAAUUGUCAGUUCUUCGUAUACCAUGUCUGGGACCUCCCGGCCCACUUGGACUACUUUGACAGCACGUUCGACCCCGAGCUAAUAUUUGGAGGCUGUGGUGCACUGAUAUUUGUUAUAGACUCUCAGGAUGACUACAUGGACGCCUUGUCCAAGCUACACUUCGUAGUGACCAGAGUCUACAAAAUGAACCCAAAGAUUAAGUUUGAGGUGUUUAUCCACAAAGUAGAUGGUCUCUCAGAUGAUCACAAGAUAGACGCACAGCGUGAUAUAAACCAGCGGGCCACUGAGGAUUUAGCCGACGCUGGGCUAGAUAACGUGCAUUUAAGUUUCUAUUUAACGAGCAUCUAUGAUCACUCCAUAUUUGAGGCCUUCAGUAAAGUGGUACAGAAGUUGAUACCCCAGCUACCAACAUUAGAAAACCUUCUAGACAUCUUCAUCUCAAAUUCAGGAAUAGAGAAAGCGUUCUUAUUUGACGUAGUCAGUAAAAUCUAUAUAGCGACAGAUAGCUCACCAGUGGAUAUGCAGUCCUACGAACUCUGUUGCGAUAUGAUAGACGUAGUCUUGGAUGUCUCCAGCAUAUAUGGUGGUUUUGAUAGCGAGCCGCCAGUGUAUGAGCCCCGGCACAAUAGGAUUAGUCCACUGAGCUUUGACAGUGACUCAGAUAGUGAUGAUGGAGAAAUCAUCCCAGAAAGAGUCAACCCUGCGGACUCCAAUCAGAGGCUGGCUGUGAUCAAGUUGAACAACGGGACAGUCAUGUAUUUACGAGAGGUCACAAAACUGCUGGCGCUUGUCUGUAUACUGAGGGAGGACAGCUUUGAAAAGCGUGGUAGGUAG
This is a messenger RNA of Dreissena polymorpha, 1241 nucleotides long. RefSeq names its product ras-related GTP-binding protein C-like. Gene Ontology annotation, molecular function: GTPase activity; GTP binding. Lineage: Eukaryota; Metazoa; Mollusca; Bivalvia; Myida; Dreissenidae. The coding region runs from base 156 to 1241 and encodes 361 amino acids. The record is from RefSeq and is a predicted model, not a curated record. The transcript is spliced from 10 exons. Gene Ontology annotation, cellular component: Gtr1-Gtr2 GTPase complex; nucleus; lysosome. Gene Ontology annotation, biological process: cellular response to amino acid stimulus; regulation of autophagy; cellular response to starvation.